This is a messenger RNA of Psylliodes chrysocephalus, 3882 nucleotides long. The record is from the annotation of a GenBank genome assembly. NCBI's taxonomy places the organism in Eukaryota, Metazoa, Arthropoda, Insecta, Coleoptera, Chrysomelidae.
CGAUUGUUUUUCGAGGUAGGCUAGUGUAAAGAAACACUAUGGACGUGGUUUGAGUGGAAAACUUAAUUAAUUCCAAUCUAACAGGCCGAUUCUGCCGCAAGAAGAUAACGUUGUGAUAUUAACACGAUAUCUUAUCGAUCAUAUCCGGCAGUGGAUUCGAGUUGUGAAUUUUCGUGUGAAUAGAAAGUGUUGAAUGUCUUUAGGGAAAAUGUCGCAAAACGAAAAAGAUUUCAAGGAACGUCUCAUAACAACCGUGAAAAAAGAAGUAAAACAGGUGAUGGAAGAAUCAGUAACCAGAAAAUUUGUACACGAAGAAAGUGGGAGUGUGACUUCAUUGUGUGGAGCUGUAGAAGCUUGUCUUUCUCAGGGUUUACGUAGACGAGCUUUGGGUCUGUUCAAAACGUCUUCCACGACUGCUUUACUUCAUAAGAUAGCUAAACAUAGCCCUGAAGCAGCAAUUAUUUCUAAAAAAGUAGAAGAAUUAGAAAAUUUGGACCCUAACAGAAGAUCCUCUUCGAGUAGCGAUAGUGUAACAAAACCUACUUUGAAGAAAAGUGCUUCUGUACCUGCCAAUCCACUGCCAAAAUAUCUCUGGAUUCGGUUAGCACUUUUCGAAAAACAAUUGGCCAAAAUCAUAGACUUCCUAGUUUCAAACGCCACAAAAUAUUAUGACAAAGAUGCUUUGGUCGCUGAUGCUGAGUAUGGUACCAUAUUAAGUUCCUUACUUAUGGGUCCCUGCGCACUUGAUUAUACGAGAAUGAAAAACCACGACCAUUUUUGGACAGAUCCUCCAGCUGACGAAUUAGUUCAAAGACAUAGAAUAUCAAGCGGCCAUUCGACGCCACCAUCAGUGCGUCGACCAAUUUUAAAUUUUCGAAGAUCUCUUAACACGAGUUCAGAAGAUAGUCAUACGAAUCGGUCGUCUACUCAACAAAUAGCUAAAGAUUACGUCGAGACGUUACAUCAAAAUUCAAAAGCUACUUUAUUAUUUGGAAAAAACAACGUUUUAGUGCUACCUGUGAAUUCCGAUUUAUCUAAACCUAUACCAGGGUAUUUAAGUUUGCAUCAAAUGCCUCAAGGGCUAGCUAUAAAAUGGACUCCAAAUCAAUUAAUGAAUGGAUUUGUAGACGAUUCCCAAGACAAAAGCAUUUUUUGGGAAUAUGCUUUAAACGUCAGAUUAGAUGAUAUUGUGUAUGUACACUGUCACCAAGAUAGCGAGACCGGUGGUACAGUUAUACUAGUAGGACAAGAUGGAGUUCAAAGGCCCCCAAUCCAUUUUCCUAAAGGUGGACAUAUGUUGGCUUUUUUAAGUUGCAUUGAAACUGGUCUUUUACCACAUGGACGAUUAGAUCCACCAUUAUGGUCGCAAAGGUCUGGAAAAAAUCAUACGAAAAGAAGACGACCUUUGCCAGCUUUGACUGAAACCGAAGAAACGUCUAAAGACUACGUUUUCAGGAUCAUAGAUAAUACUUGCAAUCAUAAGGAUAUUUUGAAAAGAAAUGAACUAAUGGACACCCAUGCAUCACUACCCACAAAAGUACGAGUACAACUUGGCAGUACUAGUACUAGUUCAGACAGUUCAACGAAAAGUUUCAGUUUAGAUCAAAAUAUUCCCGAUAGUCCUCCAAGCGUAGUUGUUCAAGCAGUCUGUGAUUCCAUGAAACGACAAAUCAUAUCCAGGGCAUUUUACGGAUGGUUGGCAUAUUGCAGACACCUGUCUACAGUUCGAACUCAUUUAAGUGGGUUAGUAAACACGAAAAUCGUAAACGGAGUAGGCGCCAGCGAUGGUAUAACUCUAGAAAAGUGGUCGGAACUUUGUUUGAAUGGCGUAGUGUCCGAUUACGCCGAAGUUUAUAGAUUAACCUAUUUUGGAGGGAUAACGGAAGCGCUGAGGCACGAAAUUUGGCCUUAUCUACUAGGACACUAUAAAUUUGGUAGUACCUUAGAACAACGCAACGAACUUAGUGAUGAAACCAGACAAGCAUACGAAAAUACAAUGUCAGAGUGGUUAGCCGUAGAAGCUAUAGUGAAGCAGAGAGACAAAGAAAACCAAGCUCAUGCGAUUGCAAAACUUAGUAGUGAAAGUAUGUCAGGGGAACAAGUUCCACCUCAAAUACAUGAAGAGUUGUGUAAUGAGGUAUUUGAAGAUGAUUCAAUAACAGACAACGAAGGAGAUUCAUUAGAAGAAAAAGAAACCAGUGCUAAAAGACCCAAACACACGAAACAAAACACCAUCAAAUAUGUCGAUGAUGAAGAAGAUUCUGGUGGAGAACAACAGGCAGAAGAAAGGGAAAAACAAGCUAAUGAAGAAAAUGAUGGAAAAAAUGUACAAAACGAAGGCGCCUUAAAAAAUACAGAAAACGAUUUAACAACUGAUAAAGAAGACCUGGAAGUUGCCAAAGAAGAUUCUUAUAUAAACGUUAACGAAGAAUUAAAAGACUUCAUUCAUAAUGUCAUUGUGAUAAAUGCAAGUGUUGACAUUUGCAGUUUAAGUAAUGAUAAUCCUAGAAUGACAAAUUUAGAUGCUGUAACAGAAGAAAACAAUUCUUCUUUAGAUACAUGUAUAGAAACACACGGUUUAGCUUCACCUGCGAGAUCCAACUGCGUUUCACCUGCAAGUUCUAAUGGAGGAGUAUAUAGUCAAGAACUUUUGGAAACGUUCGGUCUUAACCUUCAUCGAAUAGAAAAAGACGUACAAAGAUGCGAUAGAAACUACUGGUAUUUUAUGGAAAAAGAAAAUUUGGAUAAAUUGCGUAAUGUUAUGUGCACGUAUGUAUGGGAGCAUUUAGACAUUGGUUACAUGCAAGGGAUGUGCGACCUCGUAGCACCCCUUCUGGUAAUUUUUAAUGACGAAUCAUUGACGUACGCGUGUUUUUGCCAUCUUAUGGAAAGAAUGGUCGAAAAUUUUCCGAAUGGUAAUGCAAUGGACUGCCAUUUUGCAAACAUGCGUUCGUUGAUACAAAUUUUGGAUUCGGAAAUGUAUGAAUUGAUGCACGCGCAUGGCGAUUACACACAUUUUUAUUUUUGCUACAGGUGGUUUUUGUUAGAUUUUAAAAGAGAAUUGAUGUAUCCAGAUGUUAAUGCUACUUGGGAAGUGAUUUGGGCGGCACAACAAGUGGCUUCCAGCCAUUUUGUGCUGUUUUUAGCGCUGGCACUGCUAGAAACUUAUAGAGAUAUUAUCCUAUCUAAUGGAAUGGAUUUUACAGAUAUUAUCAAAUUUUUUAAUGAAAUGGCAGAAAGACACAACGUCCAAUCAGUAUUAAAACUAGCAAGAGAAUUAGUACUCCAAUUACAAAUCCUUAUUGAAAACAAAUGAAACCAAAUUGACAGAAUGCGCACAUAAAUAACAAAAUAAUUUAAAGUUGGGCAAUCUAUUAGUGACAAAACACGAAAUACUAUUAUACAAAUUUAGAUAUAUUAUAUAAUUUAAAUUUAAAAUAACUAAAUAUUACAUAUGUGAUUUACUGUGACUGUAGUAAAUUUUUAUUUUUGUACGAUAUAUGGUUUGAAGAAGAAAAAGGAAUAUAUAGUUAAAUAAUUGAGAAAAUAUAGUAGGAAAUACAUAUUAAUUUAUUUUACAUAAAAGAGUAAAUAUACUGUAUACCUGAAAUUCAUUCAUAUUCAUUUUGUGAUAUUAUUAAGUACUAGCAUAAGAGUGAAUCAACGCACAUGUGUAUUUGAGAUUUUGAUUUAGUAAAAAAUCUAUUUAAUUACACAUUGAUUGGCUAUUUAAAUGGAAACAUUUAUUGCAAUGGUUCUGACGACCAAAAUAUUUUGAUUUUUUUUAAUAAACCCAUCUCUAUAGUGUUAUUUAAUUUAUUUAUCAUAUGGUUAACUCGUUCGUUUUAAAAUCUUUAUUCUCUUGAUUUCUAGUCGGACGGA